This is a messenger RNA of Xyrauchen texanus (razorback sucker), 2782 nucleotides long. RefSeq names its product Transitional endoplasmic reticulum ATPase. The transcript is spliced from 19 exons. Gene Ontology annotation, biological process: retrograde protein transport, ER to cytosol; mitotic spindle disassembly; autophagosome maturation. Gene Ontology annotation, molecular function: ATP binding; polyubiquitin modification-dependent protein binding; ATP hydrolysis activity. Gene Ontology annotation, cellular component: VCP-NPL4-UFD1 AAA ATPase complex; nucleus; cytosol. NCBI's taxonomy places the organism in Eukaryota, Metazoa, Chordata, Actinopteri, Cypriniformes, Catostomidae. Bases 193 to 2610 code for a protein of 805 amino acids. The record is from RefSeq and is a predicted model, not a curated record.
AGGCACGGAGCCUGCGGUCAGGGGGAGCGUCACACUUUGUACCACACUACACUGAACUGCAAAUAAGGACUACGAACUAGACCAAGACUACAAACCUCUGACCUCCAGGAUACAGACGGCUGACUUCUGAUUGUCUCAGCCCCCAAACAGGCACCUUUUCUCAGCCUAACACCUCUACCAGCCUGCCCUGUCAUGCCCACGUCUGGAGCCUCAGAUCCAAAGUUGGAGGAUUUCUCCACUGCUAUUCUGAAACAGAAGAUUCGACCGAAUCGACUCAUAGUGGAUGAAGCUACCAAUGAGGACAACAGCAUUGUGUGCCUGUCACAGGUUAAAAUGGAGGAGCUACAGUUGUUCCGUGGAGAUACUGUGGUGUUGCGCGGACGGAAGCGGAGACAGACAGUCUGCAUUGUUCUCACAGACGACACAUGUAGCAAUGAGCGUGUGCGCAUGAACCGGGUCACCCGUAACAACUUGCGGGUCCGCCUUGGCGAUGUCAUCAGUAUCAACGCCUGUCCAGAUGUGAAAUACGGGAAGCGCAUCCAUGUUCUACCCAUUGACGACACAAUCGAGGGGCUGACUGGCAACCUGUUUGAGGUUUUCCUGAAGCCAUAUUUCCUGGAGGCUUACCGGCCUGUUCACAAAGAUGAUAUUUUUCUAGUGAGAGGUGGUAUGAGAGCAGUGGAGUUUAAAGUGGUAGAAACAGACCCCAAACCACACUGCAUUGUUGCCCCAGAUACUAUUGUCCACUGUGAGGGAGAGCCUAUCAAACGAGAGGAUGAAGAGGAGAGUCUGAACGACAUCGGGUAUGAUGACAUCGGUGGUUGUCGUAAACAGCUGGCUCAGAUUAAAGAGAUGGUGGAGCUGCCUCUCAGGCACCCAGGCCUGUUCAAAGCCAUCGGAGUGAAGCCUCCGAGGGGGAUUCUGCUGUACGGUCCACCCGGUACAGGCAAGACUCUGGUGGCACGUGCUGUUGCCAAUGAGACCGGAGCGUUCUUCUUUCUCAUCAAUGGCCCUGAGAUCAUGAGUAAGCUGGCGGGAGAGUCUGAGAGUAACCUGAGAAAAGCUUUCGAGGAGGCUGAAAAAAAUGCCCCUGCUAUCAUCUUCAUUGAUGAGCUGGAUGCAAUUGCUCCAAAACGAGAGAAGACUCACGGUGAGGUUGAGCGGAGGAUCGUCUCUCAGUUGCUCACCCUCAUGGAUGGCUUGAAACAGCGCGUUCAUGUUGUCGUGAUGGCGGCGACAAACAGACCCAACAGUGUGGAUCCUGCUCUUCGUCGCUUUGGUCGGUUUGAUCGUGAGAUUGACAUUGGUAUCCCUGAUACAAUCGGCAGGCUGGAGAUUUUACAGAUUCACACCAAGAACAUGAAACUGUCGGACGAUGUGGACCUGGAAAAGAUCUCCGCUGAAACACACGGGCACGUGGGAGCAGAUUUGGCUGCUCUGUGUUCAGAAGCAGCGCUGCAGGCCAUCCGCAAAAAGCUGAUUCUUAUUGAUCUGGAGGAUGACAGCAUCGACGCAGACAUUCUCAACUCACUCGCCGUCACCAUGGAUGACUUCAAGUGGUCUCUGAGUCAGAGUAACCCAUCUGCUCUGAGGGAGACAAUAGCCGAGGUUCCUCAUGUAAACUGGGAGGACAUCGGAGGACUAGAUGAGGUGAAGAGAGAGUUACAGGAGCUUGUGCAGUAUCCCGUGGAGUAUCCUGAAAAGUUUCUGAAGUUUGGAAUGACUCCAUCUCGAGGUGUUCUGUUCUAUGGCCCACCAGGGUGUGGCAAAACUCUACUAGCUAAAGCCAUUGCCAAUGAGUGCCAGGCUAACUUUGUGUCCAUUAAAGGCCCAGAGCUGCUCACUAUGUGGUUUGGGGAAUCAGAGGCAAACGUUAGAGACGUGUUUGAUAAGGCACGGCAGGCCGCUCCAUGCAUUUUAUUCUUUGAUGAGCUGGACUCCAUUGCCAAAUCUCGAGGAGGCGGGGCUGGGGAUGCAGGGGGUGCAGCUGACAGGGUCAUCAACCAGAUCUUAACAGAAAUGGACGGGAUGACCAACAAGAAGAACGUCUUUAUCAUUGGUGCCACCAACAGACCUGAUAUUAUUGAUGCUGCAAUCCUGAGGCCUGGUCGUUUGGAUCAGUUGAUUUAUAUCCCUCUACCUGACACAGCCUCCCGCUCUGCCAUCCUAAGAGCCAACCUCCGCAAGUCUCCUAUCGCUAAGGACGUAGACCUAGCAUAUUUGUCCCGGAUAACUGAGGGUUUCUCAGGAGCAGACCUGACUGAGAUCUGCCAGAGAGCCUGUAAGCUUGCUAUCAGAGAAGCCAUAGAGGCAGAGAUCCGUGCUGAGAGACAGCGGCAAGCCAAGAAGGAGACCGCUAUGGAUGAUGAUUACGACCCAGUGCCUGAGAUCAGGAAGGAUCAUUUUGAGGAAGCCAUGAGAUUUGCUCGUCGGUCUGUUAGUGAUAACGACAUUCGGAAGUAUGAGAUGUUCGCUCAGACUCUACAACAGAGCCGCGGAUUUGGCAACUUUAGGUUUCCCACUGGAGCUCAGUCAGGUGGAGGUCAGGGGUCAGGCCAAGGCUCUGGAGGUCAGUUCAGAAAUGAUGGAGAUGAUGACCUUUAUCAGUAAUCAAGGUCAACUACCGGCUCAACACGUGUGGUGUGAGACAGCGAGAGAAAAGUUGUUUGCUCUUACUCAUUUUGACAGAAACAUUAAAUUUAAUGCCUAUUGUUCACACUAAGAUGAUGUUGUUAAAUAUAUGUGAUGAUGUGAAUGUGUGUCGUACAUUAAUAAAGAAAAU